This is a messenger RNA of Salarias fasciatus (jewelled blenny), 1348 nucleotides long. RefSeq names its product interferon-induced protein 44-like. The record is from RefSeq and is a predicted model, not a curated record. Lineage: Eukaryota; Metazoa; Chordata; Actinopteri; Blenniiformes; Blenniidae. Gene Ontology annotation, biological process: immune response. Bases 78 to 980 code for a protein of 300 amino acids. The transcript has 9 exons.
UCCCUCUCUCCUCACAGUGGACUCAGUCUUUCUCCUCGUCCAGCAGCAGCAGCAGGUGCCGUAGCAGUCACUGCAGGAUGAAAAGGUUCCUCUUUCAUGAUGUGUUCUUUGGUCCACCAGCACGACAACCAUCACCAUCACCACCACCUUCUCCCACUUUUGACACAGAAUGGAGAAAGCUGUCUUGGGGAGACAAUACCAGAGAUCUCCAGUAUGCAAGGGAUUACCAGCCUCAGCGUGAGGACGUCUCACAGCUCAGAGUCAUGCUGUACGGGCCAGUCGGGGCAGGAAAGUCCAGCUUCAUCAACUCUGUCAGCACCACCUUACGGGGAAGGAUGUCUGCCGGGGCCAUGACCGGCACGGUUCAGUCUGUUGAAGGUCAAAGUCUCACCAAAAAGUAUGAGACACAUUGGAUCAAAAGACUCGGUGGAGGUGACUAUUACAAGUUCGUCUUCAAUGACAUUAUGGGUAUCGAGGACGGAAGUGGACGUGGCGUCCACGUGAACGACAUCAAACUGGCCAUGAUGGGAAACGUGAUGGAGAAUCACAAGUUCAACCCAGUAAGUCCAUUGAGCAGUGGUGAUCCCGGCUACAACCAGUCACCGUCUCCAGAUGAUAGAAUUCAUGUCCUGGUUUGCAUCCUCUCUGCCAACGCAUCGGAGAUCCAGGACUCCGUUCUUCAAAAGAUGAGGGACGUCAGAGAGGCUGCCAACGACUUGGGUAUUCCCCAACUUCUCAUUGUCACCAAAGUGGAUGAAGCCUGUCCUGAAACUCAGAAAAGUCUGAGGAAUGUCUACAGAAGCAAGCAUGUGAAGAAAAAGAUGGCAGAGUUCAGCUCAAAAGUGGGGAUUCCCAUGAACUUCAUCCUUCCUGUGAAGAACUACAGUGAGGAAAUUUCUACCAAUCCUGAUGUUGAUACGCUGAUCCUGAGCAUCCUGAGACUGAUUAUUGACUUUGGAGACGAUUUUCUUGAAAAAUAGUGAACCUACAGACCUGUGAUCCAUGACAUCCACAGUUUAAAGAAUAUAUCCACAAACUGAUGCGCCACCAGUCCAUCACGGGACACACACACACACACACACACACACACACACACACACACACACACACACACACACACACACACACACACACACACACACACACACACACAACCUGUGGAGCCUCCAAAAACCACUGAAUAUGAAUAUUCUGAAGCUCAGAGCUUUGUUGUGCUUCAUUUGCACAGAGGACAAUUUAUUUGCCGUCAACCAUGAAAUAUUUACAUGAUUCAGUUUAUUUGAUUUUCAGUUGACCUUUGUGGUGUUUCAUUUACUUUAACUGAUGGUUGUUUUUUUUUUUUAAUUUA